AUGGAAAGUGCCAAGGAAAAGCUGAGCUUUGCGUUUGACAAUUCACAGCUGAUAAAAAUUAUUAAAACGUUCACCGAUGAAGAGGAUGUACAAGAAUUAGGGAAUAGCAUCGUAUCUAAGAUUAUGGAUGGGAAUGAAGUUGAAUGUGUACAAAAUUACCUGUUCGAAAAGUUGGGCGAGCUGGACAUUGAAGUCGAAUACGAAGACUGCAGUAGUUUAGUUUCUAUUAUGAAGGAGAUUUAUAGAGAGGAUGAAGCAGGAGGAUGCGUAUUUUAUGAGAGCAUUAAAAGUAGCAUAAGAAAUUAAACACUCUG
Messenger RNA from Vavraia culicis subsp. floridensis, 314 nucleotides. RefSeq lists its product as uncharacterized. The record is from RefSeq and is a predicted model, not a curated record. Bases 1 to 306 code for a protein of 101 amino acids. NCBI's taxonomy places the organism in Eukaryota, Fungi, Microsporidia, Pleistophoridae. The transcript has a single exon.